AUGAUAUUUUAUAAACACACAAGCAAAGUUUUGGAUAAUAUAGAUUUAAUUAUUGAAUAUCAUUUAAAUGAAAUUGAAAUAAAUAUUAAAUGGUGUUCAAAAAAUGAAUUCAAUAAAUGGAAAAUAUCCUAUGUUGAUGAUGAAUGUACAUUACCAUUAAAUUCUCCAUUAUAUUAUAUUUGUUCAUCGUCAUCAUCAUCAUCACCAUCAAAAAAUCCAUCAUUAUUAAAUUCAACAUUUUAUCCUUAUUGGUUUUUAUUAGAAAGUUCAUUAUAUCAACGUCUUUUUUCUCAUAUAACAAAUGAUGAAGAUCAUUUUGUUUUAUUAAUUUGUUUAUCUGAUGGUCGAAUUAUUGCUUUAGCAGAAUCACCAAAAGAUUCAAAAGCAAUUAUAUGGUAUACUUCUUUAAGCUCAAAUCCAAUAACAAUCAUUGGUCUUUAUUAUAAUUUAAAUAGAAAUUUACUUGAUGCUGUUUUAUCAUCAACAACAAAUACGAAAUUUCCAAAAUUAAUAUUAAAUCAUUUAAUUUUAUGUGAAUUUAUUGGAAGUUUAAUUUUAUUAAAUUCAACAAAUCUUCAUCGAAUACUUCUUGAUAAUUUAAUUAAAUCUCCAUGUAUUUAUUUAAAUAAUUUAAUAUACAUAACAAAAAAUGAAAUUCGAUCAAUAUCAAUUUCAAAUUUAUUAAAAUUAUCGAAUGAAGAUCUUAUAAGUCAAACAAAAAUUUUAAGAUUUGGACAUUUUCAAAAAUUAAUUGUUGAUGGACAAGAAAUAAUUAUUUAUUAUGAUAAUGGUCGAUUUGAACGAGUAAAUAAUCUUCUUCCAAAUCCUUUAAAUUUAUCACAUAGAAAUUCUCUAUCAAAUCAAGCAAAAAAACUUGCAUGUUUAACAACAACUAUCAUGAAUUUACAAUCAAAUGUUUGUUUAUUACAAAGAAUAUUAAACAAAAUUGAAAUAUUUUAUCAAUUAAAUUUAAAUAAUUGUUUAAAAUUAAUAAAUCAACAAUGGAAAUUAAUUUUAAAUGAACAACAAUUAAGAAUAUUUCAAUUAAAUGAUUUUAUAUUAAUUUUAAUAUGUCAUUUAUCAUCAAAUAAUCUAAAAAUUUAUCAAUUGAAUCCAAUAAAUGAUUGGAUAUUUAAAAUGAAUGAUAUAAUUUCGAUGACAUACAUUUGUCAACCAAUACUUAUUUUUCGAUAUCAAAAUCAAUUUCAUUUUCAAUUAGCUCCAAAAAGAAUUAUUUUAUCAUUACAAGAACAAAUUCAACAAGAUCAAAUUUCAUUUGAAAAUUAUUUUACAAAUAAAUUUAAAUCAUCGAAAAAUAAUAAUUUAUCAAUUCAACAAUAUCAUUUGGCUUUAACGAUUCGAAAUGAUGCUGCAAGAUAUUUUCAAAAAUGUAAACAACAAGAAAUAAAAGUUGAUACAGAUGAAGGUCUUGUAGAUUCAUUAACUGUUCAAAUAAUACUUUCAAGUUCAUGUCUUCGUCGAUUAAUUAUUACUUUUUCUACUCUUAUGGAAUUAUUCUAUGGAAAUAAAAUAAUUGAAGAAAAAAAUUUUAUUAAACAAACUGAUAUAUUAAAAUUAAUCAAUCUUAUUCAACUUCAUAUUGAUCCAGAAGACUUUGCAUGUAAAGAUUCCAUAAAUUUUCGAGUACUUCCGGAUCCAAAAUACUCUUGUUUCUUCUUGACAUAUAUGCCUAAUGGUACCGUACGAUGA
Rotaria sp. Silwood2 is the source of this 1710-nucleotide messenger RNA. The record is from the annotation of a GenBank genome assembly. Lineage: Eukaryota; Metazoa; Rotifera; Eurotatoria; Philodinida; Philodinidae.